ACCAUCUUGAUCGAAGUAUUUGAUUUUGCUUAUUUGGGCAAUAAUGAUAGAGUGAUCAUCCAUGCAUCAAAUUAUUAUAAUCAAGCAGCCUUUUCGGAUGUAUGUAUUGAAAUGGACGAAUUAGAACAAGAUGAUUAUUUAACGGAUAAUGGGUUGUGUUAUGCAAAG
Molecule: messenger RNA, 168 nt
Organism: Racocetra fulgida
Lineage: Eukaryota; Fungi; Glomeromycota; Glomeromycetes; Diversisporales; Gigasporaceae
Source: the annotation of a GenBank genome assembly